CGAAAUUAUAAAAAUGUCUGGACGCGGAAAGACCGGAGGCAAAGCCAGAGCCAAGGCCAAGACUCGCUCAUCCCGUGCUGGUCUUCAGUUCCCAGUUGGCCGUGUUCACAGGCUGCUGAGGAAAGGAAACUACGCGGAGCGCGUCGGUGCCGGAGCUCCAGUGUACCUGGCCGCGGUGCUGGAAUACCUGACUGCUGAGAUCCUGGAGCUGGCCGGAAACGCGGCCCGCGACAACAAGAAGACCAGGAUCAUCCCCCGCCACCUGCAGCUGGCCGUCCGCAACGACGAGGAGCUGAACAAGCUGCUGGGCGGAGUCACCAUCGCUCAGGGUGGCGUCCUCCCCAACAUCCAGGCUGUGCUGCUGCCCAAGAAGACCGAGAAGCCCGCCAAGGCCAAGUAGAUGUUCUCGGCUACAACAACCCAACGGUUCUUUUAAGAGCCACCCA
Molecule: messenger RNA, 446 nt
Organism: Girardinichthys multiradiatus
Lineage: Eukaryota; Metazoa; Chordata; Actinopteri; Cyprinodontiformes; Goodeidae
Product: histone H2A-like
Exons: 1
Coding region: 14-400 (128 amino acids)
Cellular component (GO): nucleosome
Molecular function (GO): DNA binding; protein heterodimerization activity; structural constituent of chromatin
Source: RefSeq, a predicted model, not a curated record